UAUACCUUGUGCGUUUGUCAAAUGUCAUAACAAACCGUGCUCGUUGCCGGACAAGAGAGAGAGAGAGAGCGCGAAAAGAAUAGCAGUAUCAGAUCCACCAGCAAUGUUGUCCAGCAUGAAUUCGAUUACGCGAGCCGUACUAACGAAACGAUGCCUGCAUACGACCGCAAUCGCAGCGAAAUCACAGUCCGGGCGGUACAAGAUAUCACCGAAAGGUGACCGUCCGCUUACGUACGAAAUGGCAAACCCACCGCACCAGAUAGGCCAUCGAAAGGCGUGGAACUCGUGGAAUACCUCGAAUCUCGAAGGCGAGCUGCGCCCGUCGCAAACCAUGCUAGAGGACGAUUUCGUACGCCGAUUCAUGGCCGGCACCUGGCACGGUAUGGUACUGUCGGAAGUGAUCAUCAAGCGGCAGCAUAACCACGUGCGCAUAGCGGCCAUCAUAAGCCGGGCGAUUCCGGCGAGGAAAAUGUACUUCCUGAUCGGAUACUGUGAGGAGCUGCUAGCCUACUGGCUGCAGUGUCCCGUGACGCUCGAGCUGCAGACCACGGACGAUAAGAAGGAUGUAAUAUUCAAGUACAUUUAAUCUGCCUGUGGAUUCGGACGUGUUGCGGUAGUUUGUAAAUAGAAAGAAUGUAAAACACAGCGAACGCGUUUUUAUUUUUUCAAUUAUUCAUUUAUUACUCUUCUUUGUUUCACUUCCGGGUUUGGGUGUUUCGUUUUGGGUCGUUCGUCCACUUUCGCCCUGCUGCUUUUUAAUUGCACCCUUCCACUCUCCACACUGUUCGUCCUUCCGUAUUCCAGAUGUUCGUGAUAAGCGCAAUACAUGGUUGCGAAAAUGUAUCUUAAUGCAAUGUUCAUAAUUCGCGCUGAUAGUGUGUUUGCAGUACAUCUAUCGACGGUAUAUUGUGGUGUGUCCUCUCCUUUCAACGGCAUCGUGGUACAUCGUAUGAGGUGCGUUCAUGUGUGUGAGUGUCUACGAUUUAUUUAAAAUGAUUUAAAACGUAUAAGGGGGGAGUUUGAAGUUGGCAACUUCCACUUUGAAGCAAAAAAAA
This is a messenger RNA of Anopheles stephensi (Asian malaria mosquito), 1055 nucleotides long. RefSeq names its product 28S ribosomal protein S24, mitochondrial (gene mRpS24). Gene Ontology annotation, cellular component: mitochondrion. Lineage: Eukaryota; Metazoa; Arthropoda; Insecta; Diptera; Culicidae. The transcript is spliced from 3 exons. The coding region runs from base 104 to 586 and encodes 160 amino acids. The record is from RefSeq and is a predicted model, not a curated record. Gene Ontology annotation, biological process: translation.